This is a messenger RNA of Parnassius mnemosyne (clouded apollo), 378 nucleotides long. The record is from the annotation of a GenBank genome assembly. NCBI's taxonomy places the organism in Eukaryota, Metazoa, Arthropoda, Insecta, Lepidoptera, Papilionidae.
AUGCUAAAACCAAAAGCGUUAACGCAAGUCUUAAGUCAAGCAAAUACAGGAGGAGUAGAAAACACACUAUUGUUAAAUCAUCAGGGUGCUUUGUUGGCGUAUUCCGGGUACAAUGAUAAAGACGCCAGGGUAACAGCUGCAAUAGCAAGCAAUGUUUGGUCUGCUUACGAAAAACAAGGCAGAAAUGUUUUUAAGGAAGACAAACUGCAUCUUAUUUUAGUGGAUUGUUUAAAUGGUAAAAUAGCUGUUACACAAGUGGCAAAUUUAUUGUUAUGCUUGUAUGCUAAAGAAACUGUAGGUUUUGGCAUAUUGAAGGAAAAAAUAAAUGCAAUUGCACAAUAUUUGGAAGGACCAUUAAAACAAGUUGCUAGUUCAUAA